CUAGAACUUACCAUUAAAAGGCCUUAAAACCUCUGUGAUUGCCAAAAAACUCAUCAACACAAAGAGCUGAGAAAAUGGAGCAAGAACUCAAAAACUUGAUCAAUGUAUGGAUCUCUGCAGUAAUCUCCAUAUCUUAUUGUUACUACAUAUCACCUAGAAUCAAAUCUGGUGUUCCACGGUUACUCUCUCUUUGUCCUGUCCUUGCUUUGUUUCUUGUUCUUCCUCUGUGUUUCUCUUCUGUGCAUCUAUCUUUAAUCACGGCAUUUUUCCUCACAUGGCUCGCCAACUUUAAACUUAUUCUCUUCUCGUUUGACAAAGGUCCUCUAACCCCAAUCCCUGCAAGUCUCUCUAGAUUCAUCUGCUUUACUUGCUUCCCAAUCAAAGCUCAGCAAAACCCUAAAUCUCAAAACCAACACUUGCCCAAAAUGGUGUUUGCCAUUAAAGUUGGCAUAUCAGGUUUGGUAUUACAUUUGUAUGGCUACAGAAAGAAUAUGUCUCCAGCUCUGCUUUUGGCUCUCUAUUUUGUGCACCUCUACUUAGAGAUUGAAAUAAUUUUAUCAUUCGUCAAAUAUGUUGUUUGUUUCUUUCUUGGAUGUGACCUCGAACCACAGUCCAACAAACCAUACUUAGCCACAUCUCUACAAGAUUUCUGGGGUCGACGGUGGAACCUCAUGGUUCCAGCGAUUCUCCGACCAGCAGUUUACGCCCCAAUGCGGCGAGUUUCUGAACGCGGAAUGAGCUCUGGUUGGGCUUUGUUUCCUGGGAUUUUAGCGGCGUUCAUCGUCUCAGGAUUGGUUCAUGAGCUGCUCUUCUUCUAUUUAACUCGUGAGAUGCCAACAUGGGAAGUUACUUUGUUCUUCGUCUUACAUGGUGUUUGCACUGCCGCGGAACUGGCCGUGAAGAAGAAGACGAUGGUGAUACAGCGGUGGCAGCUGAGUCCGGUUCUAUCGAGGCUGCUCACUGUCGGGUUCGUGUUUGUGACGGGUGGGUGGUUGUUUACACCUCAGCUUAUAAGGAGCGGUGUGUUAGAGAGAUUCACCAAUGAAGCUUUAUUGGUUGUUGAUUUUUUUAGUUAGAAGUUGUUUAUGUUGUUGGGGAUAUUUUUAACUAGUGUUGAAUAAGCACAAAAGUUUUUGCGUUGUUU
Molecule: messenger RNA, 1144 nt
Organism: Raphanus sativus (radish)
Lineage: Eukaryota; Viridiplantae; Streptophyta; Magnoliopsida; Brassicales; Brassicaceae
Product: probable long-chain-alcohol O-fatty-acyltransferase 5
Exons: 1
Coding region: 75-1076 (333 amino acids)
Biological process (GO): lipid metabolic process
Source: RefSeq, a predicted model, not a curated record